Messenger RNA from Mugil cephalus (flathead mullet), 1901 nucleotides. RefSeq names its product palmitoyl-protein thioesterase 2b (gene ppt2b). Gene Ontology annotation, molecular function: thiolester hydrolase activity. The transcript has 8 exons. Gene Ontology annotation, cellular component: lysosome. The coding region runs from base 286 to 1203 and encodes 305 amino acids. The record is from RefSeq and is a predicted model, not a curated record. NCBI's taxonomy places the organism in Eukaryota, Metazoa, Chordata, Actinopteri, Mugiliformes, Mugilidae.
ACCGGAACAAACAAAAGCAGCAGAGCAGCUGCAGCUCUAGAGUGUUUUAUCGGGAGUGUAACCAACACGUAAAUGCUUAGGGAGCCCAGUGAAGGCGUCAGACGGAUUAUUCAAGGGGAUUCAAGGGGGACGAUCUGCUCAUCUGUGCCGCAGCUGGAAAAAAAAAAAAAAAAAAUGGAGUUGAGGAUGAUUUGAGCUAAACAUUAAUGUUUUUAUUUUCUUUUACAUCGUCUUUUUUCUUUCUAAAAACCUUUUGCGUUUUUUAAAAAAUAAUUUUAAGUCAUUAUGAAAGGCUACCAUGUUGCAAGUCAGACGAGGAGGUGGAGGGGUAGCGGCAGCGGGGCGUCCGGGCUGCUGUGUCCGCUGCUCUGUGCGUGUCUCCUGGCUGCAGUGGUCGGGUACAAGCCGGUGAUCAUCGUGCACGGUUUGUUCGACAGCUCGGGGGAUUUUAUAAACUUACAGCGUUUCAUCAACGAGUCUCAUCCUGGAACAAACGUAACCAUCAUCGACUUGUUUGACAGAAGCGCCAGUCUGCAGCCCAUGUGGAAACAGGUGGAGGGGUUCAAGGCAGCUAUAUACCCAAUAAUUCAAAACGCAGAAGAAGGGGUCCACUUCAUCUGCUACUCUCAAGGUGGCCUGGUUUGCAGAGGAAUCCUCUCCACUCUGUCCAACCACAACGUGCACUCCUUCAUCUCGCUGUCCUCGCCUCAGGCCGGGCAGUACGGAGACACAGACUACUUAAAGUACCUGUUCCCUCAGUUUGUGAAGUCAAACCUCUACCACAUCUGUUACACUGCGAUAGGUCAAAGGAUAUCCAUCUGCAACUACUGGAACGACCCCCACCACAGAGACCUGUACGUGAACAGCAGUGAUUAUUUGGCUUUACUCAACGGCGAGAGACCAAAUCCAAAUGCAACAGAGUGGAAGACAAACUUCCUCAAAAUCAAAAAGCUGGUGUUGGUCGGAGGACCAGACGACGGAGUCAUCACUCCCUGGCAGUCGAGCCAGUUUGGAUUCUUUGACGAUAACGAGACCGUCGUUGAGAUGCAGCACCAGGAUUUCUAUCUGAGGGAUGUUUUUGGCCUGAAGACGCUGGCGGCUCGUGGAGAUGUGAUCAUCUGCUCCAUUCCCGGCGUCGAACACAUCCGGUGGCACUCGAAUGAAACCGUGUUCCACACAUGUAUGGAGAAGUGGCUGGACUAGAACGAAACUCCCUCGCAGCAAACUCAGACACACACAGAGACACACUUUACAGUUUUUAUAUGCUAUUAACAUCAUAUAUGUUUGAAAAGCCCACCUCUGUAGUUGGACAACAUGGUGAGGAUUCUCUUAAGGGAAAUAAUCUCAUUUCAAUCAAACAGACUCACAAGGUUUUAUUUUCCUGGUGUUUUCUGUUGAUGAGGUUACUGAUUUCUAGAUGUUUUUUUUGUUACGCUCAUCCAAAUAACUCUUUAUUUUUAAAGAAAUAGUUUCGCGUUUUGUUAAGAGUUAUUGAGAAGAUUGAUACCACUCUCGCGUAUCAUACAAUAAAUAUGGAGCUACAGCCAACAGUAGGUUAGCUUAGAUUAGCCUAGCCUAAAGACUCGAAACAAGAUACAACGGUUAGCCUGUCCGUCCGUCCGUCCGUCCUAAACUGACAAAAUCUGCCUAUCACUGCUUCUGAACACAUUGUGUUUCAUACAUUCAAUGUGUACAAAAACUGAAGUGAAACAUGACAUGACUUGGUUGACAUUUGACAAAAACAACGUUGUUUCCAGUUUAUAUGCUGAGCUAAGAACAUAGAGCAUGGACUGUAUAUAAAGAUGAAUGAACCUUCCUGAAUAGCAGUUUUUGUGAUGGCUCCAGCAGCCGCCAUCUUGGCAAUGACUCCACCUAACUCCUGGCUCAGUGUUGCCAGAUGG